Argiope bruennichi is the source of this 1822-nucleotide messenger RNA. RefSeq lists its product as uncharacterized. The coding region runs from base 786 to 1730 and encodes 314 amino acids. The record is from RefSeq and is a predicted model, not a curated record. The transcript is spliced from 10 exons. NCBI's taxonomy places the organism in Eukaryota, Metazoa, Arthropoda, Arachnida, Araneae, Araneidae.
UAAAUUUGAAGCUUCUAUGUCUGCUAGAAGUGCCUUAGAGUUUUGAUGAUCGGUCAGUCAGUCAGUCAGUGACAAAAUUCACAAACUUUGACUAGUUAUAAUUCUUAAACUACUAGUUCAAAUUUAAUGAAAUUUGAAAUAUACCAUGUUUAUAUAAUGCCUGCUUGGUUACUGAAAAUUCAGGCUUCUAGUUUUAUCCACAACGAAGUUAUAGAGGUUCAAAAAUGACCUGAACUGCUUCGAGAAAAGGACAGUACGGCAGUGCCGCUUGUUUUUGCUCGACUUGGCGGGGGCACUGCCAUGCUCCCAGAUCUGUUUACUACAUUUAAAUAAAUUUAUUACGUUGCAAAAAAAAAAAAGAUACAAUUAAAUUUUUUUAAAUUCUUUUUCUUUGAAUAUUUUUUGCUAUUUUGAUAGGGAGUUAAAAAUUUGGAAUUUUUUUCCUCAAUGGGAAGUUUAAUGAUGGUUAGGUGGUUUUUUUAAUACAUAAUUUUUUUUACCUUUACGACCAACGAUAAGUGCUCGAAUACUUUCCUAAGAAACUGCACAAUAUUCUGAAAAUAAAAGGGCAGAAACUCAUUCGUAAUCAAAGUUGCAUUCAGUAUUCUGAGUAAAGAAACAAAUGGCAGCUCAUGGCAUGUUUUUGCAAGCGAAUAUUUUUUAUAUUUGCAAUUUAUUCAAAGUAAUCCAACACACGAAGCUCUAGCAUGACAAAUUAUGAAACUCUACCAAUAUUUUUGUUUUUUUGGCAAUAUCAAAAAUGUUUAACUGGCGCAUAAACAAAAAUGUCAACAAAAGAUAUUCGUAAAAAAGGAACUAAAGGAUAUUAUGUUCCAUCAAGAUAUAAGCAAGUAGCUGAAGGUAUUUCUAAACUAUCUUCACAUUCAAAAGAUAGUACUCGAGAUGGAAUAAGUUCAGAAAGAACAGUUCUAUCUUCUACUGCUGUCAGAGAUCGUGUUGCUCUUCCACCUAUUGAUGCUUCAGCUAUUACAUAUGAAAAUAAUUCUUGUACUACAAAUAGCAAUGAGCCUUCGGGUUCAUCAACUGAAUUUUCUAAAAUAGCUGCACCAAAAAAGAAAGAAGGGUCAACUAAAGUUUCCACUACUCAUGCAGUGAAACAACAAAAGGUAAAGUCAAAUCUAACUGCAAAAGAUACAGAAAAGGAAGUUGAUUUGCUGUAUAUAGAGUAUCUUCAAGCUAAAUUAUGUGAAAGUAAGGCCAAAAAAGCUUUAGAAGCAAGAUCUAAAAAUGCUCUGGAAAAAAUUCAUGAACUGUGGAGCUUGAUGGGAGCAUUAUUGGGGAAGAAUGCUGCUGUAAAGAAGGAUUUAGAUUUUGUUAAUUAUAUAAUAAACCUUAAUGAACAUUUAAAUAGACAGGAAAAAUUUCUUUUACCUGCCCUGGAAAUGAUAUCAGUGUUGGAGAAAAACUAUGAAGAAAUAGCUUCAAAUGUUUAUUCUGUGCGGCAUCAACUGGGAAUAAAAAACAUUAAAUUACCUGAUCCUGGUUCUGAAGUGGAAAUUAUUGAGCUGUUGAAUAAAAUAAAAUCUUUACUUGAUACUGUCUUGGGAUAUAUUGAAAAUUGUGAAGAAAUAAUUUCAAAUUCAGAAACUGCUGACACUUUAAGCAAGCAAGGAAAGUUUGCUACAGAAGAUUUAGAAAGAGGAUAUCAGCUUGUUGCAGAAGCUACUGACUUGUUACUCACCGAGACAUCGUUAAAAUUUGCUGGCUAAACUGCCGUAUAGUAAUAGUGAAUGUUAAAUGUAUAUUUUUGUAUUUGUAUAGUUUUUAUUGUUAUAUAUUUUUCUAUAUAAUUCUAUUUUCA